CGGGCCGGGCCGCGGCCCAUGGUGCUGCCCACCUGCCCCAUGGCGGAGUUCGCGCUGCCGCGGCACAGCGCCGUCAUGGAGCGCCUCCGCCGGCGCAUCGAGCUGUGCCGGCGCCACCACAGCACCUGCGAGGCCCGCUACGAGGCCGUGUCGCCCGAGCGCCUGGAGCUGGAGCGCCAGCACACCUUCGCGCUGCACCAGCGCUGCAUCCAGGCCAAGGCCAAGCGCGCCGGCAAGCACCGGCCCGCGCCCGCCGCGCCCGCCGCGCCCGCCGCGCGCCUCGACGCGGCCGACGGCCCCGAGCCCGCACGCCCCGGCGCGCAUCUCCACGACGCGGUGAAGCGCAACCUGGAUAACACCAGCUCCCCGCAGAACGGGGACCAGCAGAACGGUUACAGCGACCUCUUCGCUGCUGCUGCCGCCGCCGCUGCCGCCGCCGCCGCUGCUGCUGCCGCCGCCGCCGCCGCGACGCCCGCUGGGGCGGGCCCCAAGAAGACCCGGCGCGAGGCGCCCACCGCCUCCCCGCUGGCGGCGCCCGCGGAGCAGACCGAGGCCCCGCGGAAGGCAGGCAGGGCCGAGGCAGGCGGCGCCGAGCCCCCCGCGCUGGCCCGCGACCUGAAGCAGGAGCCGGCCGACGAGCUGCCCUGCGUGCUGGCGGGCGCGGGCGCCGCCCUGCAGGGCAACCUCAUGCCCGACCUCAACCUCAACGAGCAGGAGUGGAAGGAGCUCAUCGAGGAGCUCAACCGCUCCGUGCCCGACGAGGACAUGAAGGACCUGUUCGCCGACGACUUCGACGACAAGAAGGAGCCCGAGCCGCCGCCUGCGCCCGCGCCCCCCGACGUGCACGUCAAGAGCGAGUUCGAGGCCGAGCGCCGCGCCCGCGGCUCCCCCGGCUUCCUGGUGCCCGACGGCGCCGCCGCGCAGCCCCUCUUCCACGUGGCCGAGCUGCCCACGCCGGGGCUCCUGCCGCCCGCCCCCACCACGUCUGCCCAGCACGCCCUACCCGGCGUGGGGCUGCCGGACCCAGGCCAGACCGCCUCCUCCGAGCUGUCCUCCGCGCACCAGCUGCAGCAGAUGGCCGCCAAGCAGAAGCUGCUGCAGAACCCGUCCUCCGCCGCGCCGGCCCCAGGCUCCCUGGUGGGCUCCUGGUCGGCCGCCGCAGCCCACGGGGCCUUUGGGGGGGCCUACCCCCUGGACAAGGCGGCCAGCCCGCCCGGCUACAGCAAAGCCGACUUCGGGGGCUCUGCCCUCCUGUUGGGGCCCGGCGGGAACCAGGGCUCCCCGCGGCCCCCCAAUGCCGGCGGCCCCUACCUCCAGGCGGGCCACCACCACGGCACCCUCUUGGGCCACACGCCCGGCGCCGGGACCCCCAGCUCCGGGCCCGCGCCGGCCUCAGUGCUGGACUACGGUAACACCAAGCCUCUGUCGCAUUACAAAGCUGACUGCGGGCAGCCCGGCGGGGGCCAGGGCAAAGCCACCCUCACGGCCUCCUACCUGCAGCCGGCGCUGCCCCCGCUGGGCACCGAACAGAACGCACUGUUCCUGCUAAAGGCCAAGGCGGGCGCCGGGCCCUUCCGCGCCCUUCCUGCUGGUCAGGAGCAGACGCCCUCCAGUGUCCCCGUGGCCACCCCUGCUGGUGGAGUGGGCGGGGCUCAGGUGGCGGCGGGGGCGCACGGCAGCGCCCCCUACCUGAGCGGCGCGCAGCAGGCGGCCGUGCUGAAGCAGCACCAGAUGCUCCUGGACCAGCAGAAGCAGCGCGAGCAGCACCACUUCCUGCAGAGGCAGCAGCAGCUGCUGGCCGAGCAGGAGAAGCAGCAGUUCCAGCGACAUCUGACGCGCCCGCCUCCCCAGUACCAAGACCCGAAUCAGAGCAGCUUCCCUCAGCAGGUUGGAGCAUUCCCAGGCUCCUCGACGGCCGUGCCUGGCAUGAGCAGCUGCCCGCGCGCCUUCUCCCAGCCCGGGAACCUCAUGUCGCUGGGCCCCGGACUCGCGCCCACAGGCUCCGGCCCGCAGGAGCGUGGGGUGCCACCCUUCUCCGCCGGGCCCCCCACUCUGCCCCAGCAGCCGCAGCCUGGGGGGCUGUAUAGCCUGAGCCCUGCCAACGGCCACGCUCACCUGCCCCGCCCCGGGGGCAGCGCUGGGGGCGGUGCCUACGGGCAGAACUCGCUGGGGGGCGCUGGCCUGCCGCCCCCGCACACCAAGGGGAGCCUGGCGAAGCCCCCCGCCCCGCGGGUGUCGGCCGCUCUGGGGGCCCAGACGCCCGCCUGGCAGCACCAGGGGCUGGCGCCUGGCUUGAGCGCCCAGAGCCCGGGCGGGGCGGGCGCGGGCGCCCCCUUCUCCCCCGCAGCGCCCGCCUUCCACCUGCCGGCGUCGCAGGCCCACCUGAAGGUGAGCGGCCCCCCGUUCCCGCAGCCCCUGCCCAGCCGGCCCCUGGCGCCCCCCGGGAGCGCGCCGCCACCGCCACGGGCCAGCGCGCCCACUGCGGGCGCCCCCCAGCCGGGCCUGCCGGAGCUGGGGGGCUUCAGCCAGAGCCCCGGGCCCACGCUGGGUGGCCGCGGGGGGCUACCGUGCACCCAGGCCUACCAGGUGCGCGCAGCGGGCGCCGCCACCGAGCUGCCCUGCCCCUUCGCGGGGGACGGCGACCUCAUCGACUCGCUGCUGAAGAGCCGGACGUCGGAGGAGUGGAUGCGGGACCUGGAUGACCUCCUGGGGCCCCAGUGACCGGGGCCUGCUGCAGGAGCAGGACCGCAGUGACGGGACCAACAGCCUCCUGAGGGCCAGGCGCUCUCGCCCCGCCCUAUCCGGCAGGCCCCCCACCUCUGGGGCCCGAGGGGUCCUACCCUCCGGACCAAAACACGCCCAUGGCCCAGGUCAAACACAGAAAUGGGGGUCCCCUGCCACAGCACCCCCGGGGAGGUUUCGGCAAAGCAGAACCUUUGCAGUUUGUAGCUGAGAGAAGAUGAAUUUUUGUAUUUUUUUCCAACUUGUGAGAUGUGAGAUUAGAAGGUAGGGGUGCAGUUGAUCGAGUGGGGACACCCCGUUCACUGCUGCCUUGGAAGGCCCAGCCUCUUAAUUCUGCCUCUCCGGCUUCGGCGGGUCAGUGCCCAGAAUGGAAGGAGGCUGCCCUGGCCCUGGAUCCGCGCCUUGGCCGUCCCCCGCCGCGCCCACCCCCAGACAGGGAGGCUGGAGCUCCGGAAUCCGGUCCCGCAGUCUCAACCUGGCGCCUUCUGCGGUUGCC
Sorex fumeus (smoky shrew) is the source of this 3238-nucleotide messenger RNA. RefSeq names its product mastermind like transcriptional coactivator 1 (gene MAML1). Gene Ontology annotation, molecular function: transcription coactivator activity. The coding region runs from base 19 to 2721 and encodes 900 amino acids. Gene Ontology annotation, cellular component: nuclear speck; nucleoplasm. The transcript has 5 exons. The record is from RefSeq and is a predicted model, not a curated record. Gene Ontology annotation, biological process: Notch signaling pathway; positive regulation of transcription of Notch receptor target. Lineage: Eukaryota; Metazoa; Chordata; Mammalia; Eulipotyphla; Soricidae.